GCGCAAGUCUCCUUAACUGGUUAAAGCGACUGCGUUUUCCUUCGCCAUGGGUCUCUCUCAGGAACGUAAGCUCGAGUACUUCGAGAAGCUCGAGGCUCUGCUCGAGAACUACACGCGCAUCUUCCUGGUGGGCGUGGACAAUGUCGGCUCGGCCCAGAUGCAGCAGAUCCGUCUGGUGCUCCGCGGCCGCGCCGAGGUGCUCAUGGGCAAGAACACGCUCAUGCGCAAGGUGUUCCACAACUUCGUGAAGAAGAACCCGGGCCACCCGCUCGAGCAGUUCAUCCCGCUGCUCAAGGGCAACGUCGGCUUCGUGUUCACGAACGACGACCUGGCCGAGAUCCGUGAGAUCCUCGAGUCCAACCGUGUGCCCGCCCCGGCCCGUGUCGGCUCCAUCGCCCCGGUGGACGUCAUCGUGCCCCCCGGACCCACGGGCGCCGACCCCGGUCAGACGUCCUUCUUCCAGGCCCUGCAGAUCGCCACCAAGAUUCAGAAGGGUCAGAUUGAGAUCGUCACGGAGGUGCUGCUGACCCGCAAGGGCGAGAAGGUCGGCAACUCCGAGGCUGCUCUGCUGCAGAAGCUGGACAUCAAGCCGUUCUCGUACGGUCUGGUGAUCGAGCAGGUGUACGACAACGGCUCGAUCUUCGACCCCGCUGUCCUGGACCUGACGGAGGCCGACCUCUGCGCCAAGUUCGUGGCUGGCCUGCGCAACGUGGCUGCCAUGUCGCUGGAGCUGGGCCUGCCCACGCUCGCCUCGAUCCCCCACUCAAUCGCCAACGCCUUCAAGGACCUGGUCGCUGUCGCUGUGGAGUGCGAGGAGUUCUCGUUCGAGAAGGCCGAGCCCUUCAAGGCCUUCCUGGCCGACCCGUCGGCUUUCGCCGUGGCUGCCCCCGCUGGUGGCGCCGCUGCCGCCGAGGAGAAGAAGGAGGAGGCCGUUGAGGAGGAAGAGGAGGUCGACAUGGGCGGCGGCAUGGACAUGUUCGGCGGCGACGAGGACUACUAAGCGUAGUCUCCUGACCUGCUUACGCACCCUCUAGCUUAGCGUUGCUAACAGAAACCCAAAUCAAGGAUUUGUGAAACCUUCACCA
Phytophthora sojae is the source of this 1085-nucleotide messenger RNA. RefSeq lists its product as hypothetical. Gene Ontology annotation, molecular function: structural constituent of ribosome; large ribosomal subunit rRNA binding. NCBI's taxonomy places the organism in Eukaryota, Oomycota, Peronosporomycetes, Peronosporales, Peronosporaceae. Gene Ontology annotation, cellular component: cytosolic large ribosomal subunit. Bases 47 to 1000 code for a protein of 317 amino acids. The record is from RefSeq and is a predicted model, not a curated record. The transcript has a single exon. Gene Ontology annotation, biological process: ribosomal large subunit assembly; cytoplasmic translation; ribosome biogenesis.